AUGGAAGGGGACGCGGCCGGGCAGCUCGUAACUGUCACCCGGAGCGACAGGCGCAGCGAGCCAGCGGCGGAUUAUUUGGAAUUCGACCUUGCAGGGAAGGAGGUGUUGCGUGAACUCAAAUCAAGGUGCUGCAGGAACAGCCCUGGACACUGGGAAUUUGCUGGGCAGGAGAGCCUGGAGUGCCAGGAACCCAGGGAAUGGUUUCCACUGCCAGAGAGCAGGCAGCCAAAUAAAUGCAGGAAUCAACCACAGACCCAAGGCUGGCCCAGCACCUCCCUGCUGCACCUGGAGCAGCUGUGGGACAGCAGGAACAGAGCCCAGUGCCAGGAGUUUGAGGAGAAAGGAGGAAUCAGCAGGCAGUGGAGGGCUCCUGGUGGGCUGGGGCUGCACCCACAGCCCCUGCAGCACCUCCCAGCUGAUAAGGAGAACCUGGAGCUCCUUAUCCAAGCCCUCCCCACGCAGGAGGUGCCAGAGCCAGAAGCUGCAGCCGGGUUGAUAAGGCAGCAGUGCCCAGCUGCGAGCCCCAUCCUGAGCUCCAAGGCAGGGCCAGCCUCAGGAGAUCCCUGGAUUCCAGCCUGGAUUCUCCUGGGAAUGGAGAGCCACAGGGAGAUUCAUCUGCUUGGAAACCUGACGUGUCCCAGUUAUUUUUUUAUCUUCAUCUUUGCAAACUCCAGGAAUACAAACAAACAAUUCUGUUUUGUCUUCAGGAUGACCUGACCCACUUUGUGAGCAGCAGCCUCUGGUUUGAAGCCUCCAUGAGGUGCUGCUGUUGGGAUCAAUCCUGAAAAAUCACAGAAAACAGGAAUUCCUGCUCUGCUACAAGCUCAGGGCAGGGAUUAAUGAACUUUUUAGCCCCCCAAAAAGUGGUGGAGCCCAUCAGAAGGAAACAAUUUGACCAUGUGGGCAGAGCAGGAUCAUUCCCAGCUUUAACCACAUUCCCUGAACUUUCUCACCACAGGGAGAGUCACCAGCAAAGAAAAUUUGAGAGAAUUGAGCCCUGCUGGUUCUCCAGGGGGUUAUUCCAGCCUCAAACCAUCCCAAAAUGGGAAAAGGCAGUGCUGGAGCUCCCCCCGAGCCAGGCAGGGAGCUCCAGCCCCUCUGACUUUGUGCAGCUUUGAGGGAAAGGUGUGGACUCCGGAAUGUGGCUGCUGCUGUUGCGAUUGGUGCUGGAAAAUCAUGGAAAACAGAAAUUCCUGCUCUGCUACAAGCUCAGGGCAGGGAUUAAUGGGUUUUUUUUUGCCCCAAAAAGUGGUGGAGCCCAUCAGAAGGAAACAAUUUGACCGUGCAGGCAGAGCAGGAUCAUUCCCAGCUUUAACCACAUUCCUGAACUUUCUCCUUUUUGCCUGAGUCACCAAGGGAUCGGCUUCACAGCCGGGAUUUUGUGUAACGUCACCACAGCGUCGCCAGCAAGGAAAUCAGAAAGAACCGAGCCCUGCUGGUUCUCCAGGGGAUUAUUCCAGCCCCAAACCAUCCCAAGAUGGGAAAAGGCAGCGCUGCAGCUCCAACCCCCUUGAGUUUAAGGUGUGACUCCCGGAAUUUCCUUUCAGUGCUCACAUAACCUGACCUAAUUCCCCUCCCCGAGCAGGCGCAGGGAGAGGCAGAGCCCGCCGUGUGUAAUUAAAGCUGCUUUGGGAUUAUUU
This is a messenger RNA of Vidua chalybeata, 1640 nucleotides long. RefSeq lists its product as uncharacterized. NCBI's taxonomy places the organism in Eukaryota, Metazoa, Chordata, Aves, Passeriformes, Viduidae. Bases 1 to 717 code for a protein of 238 amino acids. The record is from RefSeq and is a predicted model, not a curated record. The transcript is spliced from 6 exons.